Molecule: messenger RNA, 1983 nt
Organism: Dissoconium aciculare CBS 342.82
Lineage: Eukaryota; Fungi; Ascomycota; Dothideomycetes; Mycosphaerellales; Dissoconiaceae
Product: 3-oxoacid CoA-transferase
Exons: 3
Coding region: 278-1732 (484 amino acids)
Biological process (GO): ketone body catabolic process
Molecular function (GO): succinyl-CoA:3-oxo-acid CoA-transferase activity
Source: RefSeq, a predicted model, not a curated record
AGAAAACCCGUGCGGCUCGUUCGGAUGUGAAUAUUGCCUCAUCAAUAUCAUCCUGCAAAGCGGAUGACGUUUGCAGUAUCAUGUCUGCGGCGAGACUCGAUCUUUCAGUACGUCUGUACUCAUAUAUAAAUCGUGUCGACGCGAUGUUGUGGCCAAGUAUCGUCCAAAGCAAGAGCCUAAGAUCAUCACGCGGUGAAACUAUAGCAACGAAUCCUUGUCUUGGUUUAACACCUUGUGGACCUUGAGCUUUCUCAUAGCAUACGCAACAUAGACGACCAUGACGGCUCGUAAAGACUUCGAGAUAUGCCGGAGUGUCGAAAAUGCCCUUCGAGACCUCAAGUCUGGCGCUACAAUCAUGGCUGGCAGUUUUGGUCUUUCUGGGAUUCCUGAAACGAUGAUCGAAUGGACUAGACAACAAGAUCAUAUCAAAGACCUCAUCUUCAUUUCAACGGAAGCAGGAGACGAUUCAUGGGGUCUCGGAAGACUCUACGAAAAGAAUAAGAUCAAGGAACAAUACUUGUCGUACAUUGGUCAUUGCCAUCUGAUGGAGAAAGCUUUCCUGCAAGGAGAAACAAAGCUCAACCUCAUCCCACAAGGGACAUUUGCUGAGAAGAUCCGUUGUGCGGGAGCUGGUAUUCCGGCGUUCUACACCAGGACAGGUUUGCAUACGUUAUACGCCGAAGGCAAGCUGCCCUGCAAAUACAACGGCGUAGGCGAAGCGAUCGAAUUCAAUGAACCCCGCGAAGUCAAGUCCUUCAAAGGCAAAGAUUACCUCCUCGAGGAGGCCUUUGAUGAAGCCGAUUUCGCCUGGAUCAAGGCAUACAAAGCCGACACCAUGGGCAAUUGUAUCUUCAAGGGCAGUUCUUACAACUACAAUCGCAUCAUGGCGAAUGCAGCGAAGAUCACCAUCGUCGAGGCAGAAGAGAUUGUCGAAGCGGGAGCGCUAUCGCCCGAAUCCAUACAUCUGCCGGGUUUGAACGUCAAUCGUCUCUUCAAAGGUGAGAGAUGGGGCAAGAUCGAGAUCCUCAAAAACGACACCAGCGACGACAUGAAAAAGCCCGAAAAGAAAACCGUUCGAGAUAUCAUCGCGCAACGCGCAGCCAGAGAAUUCGAACCUGGUUCAAGCUGCAAUCUCGGCGUUGGUAUGCCUGUCCUAGCUGCAGACUUCGCCGCCAAAGAUGGUCGACACGUGUACGUGCAAAGUGAAAACGGCAUCAUCGGCGUCGGAGGCUAUCCCAAGAAGGGAGAAGAAGAUAACGAUUGGAUCAAUGCCGGCAAGGAGACCAUCACCGCUAUCCCCGGCGCCAGUACUUUCGGAAGUGAUGUUUCCUUCGGCCAGAUCCGCGGCGGACAUCUCAACAUGACGGUCUUGGGCGCACUGGAAUGUAGCCAGUAUGGCGAUAUCGCGAAUUACAUGAUCCCAGGGAAGAUGGUGAAGGGUAUGGGCGGCGCCAUGGACCUCGUCGCCAACCCCGAGAAAACGCGAAUCGUCGUCGUGCAAACCCACUGUGCCAAAGACGGCACGUCGAAGAUCAAAGCUCAAUGCGAUCUUCCCUUGACAGGAGCCAGGUGUGUUCAUACCAUUAUCAUAGAACUGGCGUGCUUUGAUGUCGAUCAUGCAAAGGGCCUUACUUUGCGCGACUAUAAUCCGGAUUCGAGUAUCGAGGAGAUCAGGGAGAAAACGGCGUGUGAUUUCCAGGUUGCGGAGGGAUGUGGUCCUUGGGAAGUUUAAUGAUUGGGACCAACGUACCAAAAGUCUGAAGAUUGGAUUCGUUCGAUCGACUCUUAUCCGUUCAGAGACUCUGGUCUUGUUUUCAAUUACUCUCGAAGCCCAGAGCAAAUUCUCCAGCACCGGAAUGGCCGUCAAAUGACAUGCAGUGUACCUUGAUGGUCUGCCGAUGCUUUCAAAAUGUGCCUAUUUAUUUUCAAUCCGAUCUCUUUGCAUCUGUACAGAUCCAUAACAUUCCUUGGUAAAUAUCGACA